Bombina bombina (fire-bellied toad) is the source of this 1199-nucleotide messenger RNA. It is a transcript of the gene CCDC28B, whose product is annotated as coiled-coil domain containing 28B. The record is from RefSeq and is a predicted model, not a curated record. The coding region runs from base 129 to 680 and encodes 183 amino acids. NCBI's taxonomy places the organism in Eukaryota, Metazoa, Chordata, Amphibia, Anura, Bombinatoridae. The transcript is spliced from 6 exons.
AGUAUUUGAUAGGGGGUGGGGACAUUUUAAGCAGGGUCGGUGUAGGGAAGAGAGCACAGUGUGAUAGAAAAGGGACAUCUGUAGUCUACUGUGAGUCAGGACAGCGUCAGUUCUGUUUUGGAAGGAGAAUGGAUGACAAGAGAAAGAAAAGAAGCCCUAAGGUGUGUGUGACACAGACCCUUCCCCCUGCACCCCUGCGCAAGGUUCCUGCUCCACCCAGUAAAAGCGCAACCUUCAGUUUAGGUCUUCCACACCCACCCUCCCCAAAGCAGAAGACAAAAAUUAAGAGAGGUUGCAAAGAUCGACCACGUCCCCCUGUUCCCUGUGAGGGAGUAAGCCCAGGGCCCAGUCUGCAGCAUUCUUUUUUGACGGAUGUGUCCCAUGUGUGUGAAAUGGAAGGAGGACUCCUGAGUCUGCUCAAUGAUUUUCACUCUGGAAAAUUGCAGGCAUUUGGCCAUGUAUGCACUUUUGAACAGUUAGAGCGGAUACGAGAGAUGCAGGAACAGUUGGCAAGGCUCCAUUUUAGUCUGGAUGUUUGUGCAGAGGACCUGAGGGAGGAGACGCAUGAAGAGCGUAAUUUGGAGCAGCUUCUAAGUAAUCUGGAAGAACUCAGUAAUUCAAUACAAAAACUGCACUUGGGAGAAAAUCAAGAGUCAGAAGAAGUUAAAGUACUGGAAUAAAACUGUUGUCAUUAAGGAUGGGGAGCACCAGAGCUGGCUGAGUCAUUUCUCUUUAUGGAGGUUUAGUUUUAAUAGGAUGUGUCUGCCAUAGCUUUCAAAUGGUUUCUGCACAGCUUGGGACAUACUGAAAAGCACAGGAAAUGAAUACAGGGAUGAAGAUAUCUUUUAGAACUAUAUGUGGUAGAGAAUAAAGCACCCACCCAAAAGAGGACAGAUUUAGGAGUAACAAAAAUAUUUUAUUGCAAAACAACGUGCUGUUUGGAGUGAUCCAGAAUGUGAACAUCUUUAUAUGCUGAAUACAGUGACAGUAGCUCACGUUCUAUGCUGAUUAUAAAGGGCCAAACAUACAAUGAAUGGAUUUGGUCCAAUCUUGAAGUUAGUGUGUGGAAAUACAUGCAGCAUAAUGACCUAUGGUAAUUUUGUUUUUCUAAUAGAAUCUCUAAUAUUUUAUUUUUAAUACAUUUACUAGCAUGUAAUAAUAUGAUAAUGUGCGACUUUAAUAAACAGCUGAGUAACAAA